Molecule: messenger RNA, 3000 nt
Organism: Fundulus heteroclitus (mummichog)
Lineage: Eukaryota; Metazoa; Chordata; Actinopteri; Cyprinodontiformes; Fundulidae
Gene: ppp3r1a
Product: protein phosphatase 3, regulatory subunit B, alpha a
Exons: 5
Coding region: 41-574 (177 amino acids)
Molecular function (GO): calcium-dependent protein serine/threonine phosphatase regulator activity; calcium ion binding
Source: RefSeq, a predicted model, not a curated record
UGCAUAGCGUAGCAGCCAAGAGAGGCGAGGCCUUCUCCUCAUGGCAGGAAAACAAAAGAUCCAAACGCCGUCUAAGAAGGAGGCGCCGGUCGACCACAAAGGCUUCGAUGCUGAUGAGAUUAAGAGGCUAGGGAAGAGGUUUAAGAAACUCGACCUAGAUAACUCGGGCUCUCUCAGCGUCGAGGAAUUCAUGUCUCUGCCGGAGCUGCAACAGAACCCGCUGGUGCAGAGGGUUAUCGACAUAUUCGACACGGACGGGAACGGAGAGGUGGACUUUAAAGAGUUUAUUGAAGGAGUCUCACAGUUCAGCGUCAAGGGAGACAAAGAGCAGAAACUGCGAUUCGCCUUCAGGAUUUACGACAUGGACAAGGACGGCUACAUCUCCAACGGCGAGCUCUUCCAGGUGCUGAAGAUGAUGGUGGGCAACAACUUGAAGGACACGCAGCUGCAGCAGAUCGUGGACAAGACCAUCAUAAACGCAGACAAGGACGGAGACGGCAGGAUAUCCUUUGAAGAGUUCUGUGCAGUGGUCGGCGGCCUCGAUAUACACAAAAAGAUGGUGGUGGACGUGUGAGCGCCCUCCGCUCGCCGGAUCCCCCUCCUCGCCCUCAACACUCGCUUUCUCCACCAUCUCCGAAGAUCUGCUCAAGACGUCUGGCAAAAAAAAAAAAAAAAAAAAACGCUCUGUGUGUAACUCAAUGGAAGUAUUCUCUCUCUUUAUGUCUAUCUCUCUGUGAAGCCGCUUUUUUUUUCUGAUUUGUUUCAAAAAAAACAAAAACAAACAAAAAAAAAAACAACCCACGGGCCUCGCGAAGCCAACUUUGAAGUGUUAUUGAACUGUAAAUCGGCAAUAACCCGGUCGUAGCACUUUAAGAGACUGAAGGACAUCCAUUUGGUCGUUUUUGCAAGAGCAUCUCUGGUUGUGGAAGGGAGGGGAGGGGUUAGAGGAGGGCCGCUGGGAAGAGGCUGGUUGGCUUGUUCAUAUUUCAUCCUUUUUUUUUUUUUGUUAAUUGUCAUUUUUGAUAUUUAUUUUUGUUGUCUUUUAUAAAGAAAAAAAAAUACAACUAUAUAUCUGCAUUUUUUUUUUUUUUUCGAGAGGAAGUGUGUGGUGUAUUUACACAUGCAGCAGUACAGCUAGAAAGUAGGGUAUGAAGUGCCAACCAGAACAUAUCCAGAACCAGUUCAAGUUAUUUACCAUCACCACCGCAUCCAUUGACACGUGUGGGGGGGGGGACCCCGGAGGGCGACGCUUCCAACUGCACGAGGCUUCGUAAAUACAAAACAAAAGUUCAAGCCCGUUUUAUUUUCUCCCGCCGUCCGUCCCCCUCCCCCACCCCACGCUCCCGCGCGCAGUUCGAACCCACUAGUGUAGCUUCCGAUCACUCUUAGCAACACUCCUCGUCUAUGCGUUUUUGUUUUCUUCUUCUUAUCGGAUAGCUAGUUUUAUUUAUACGCAAGAAUGUGUUUAUAUUGUUGGACAUCCCUUCCCUCUACCCCCACCCCCCCCAUUUCCUGUCAUGAAAUUCUAGCUAGGUUAAAUUAAUGCCAAGAAAAUGUCUUUCCAGAUAAAGAAAAGGGACAAAAACGGGGGGAAAAAAUAACAAUCAUGACUGCGAAUCGAUACAUGGUUUACUCGGGGAAGAGGCAUUGUGCAUCCAUAAGACAAUCUCCAACGCAGCAGGCUAAUGAGCGGCAGCGGAAUCGUGGCUCGGUUGCUUUUUUUUUUGCUGUGAUGCUAGCAGGCCGUGCAAAGAGCUGAGAGAGAGAGCCAGUGUGAGAUGACUGGCUGUUUGCUGCGAGGGUAAAGCAACUUCAGAGACUGACCUGCAGGCGGCGCUUUGUUGUUUUUUGUUUUUUAAACCGAUAUGUGUAUAUAAGGUAAUCAACGUGUCCUCGUCUUAUGGAACAGCAGCAGGAGGAGGGGGGAGCGUUUAGCCUCUGAAAUGUCUCAGUGCAGCACAGGACGGGUCAGUUUGCUUCAACGCAAAAAUCACUUCAUGUGAACAGCGUGAUCAGCGUGCAGCGGCGCCAAGACUAGUUUUUAGGGUUUUCUCUCUUAUCUGGACCGUGUACAUUUCAAAAGUUGGCUUCCACCCCCACUUUUUUUUCGUUUUUAUUUUUAUUUUUUCUCUCUCUCACAACCAUGUUGCCCACCCCCACUCCCCCCCACCCCACUUCUCCAAACCUGCCGAUUCUAGCAGGGAGGAAGAACCCUUAAAUUGAGCAUUUUAAUCUCCAUGGGGGGAAAAAACCUGCUUCCUACUUGUUAACAGCAUUGGGAUGGAUGUCCGUCUGGCUCUGGAGGCCAGCUGCUGGUUUUAACAGGAAUCUUCAGUCAGAUCUGGAGUGCUCCGCCGUUCCCCAUCCCUGAGCUCUGCACGGCUUGGGCCUCCCUGUGCUUGCAUGACAUGGAAGUAUAUUAUUUUCUUUUUUUUCGUUGUGCAUGUAGAUCAAUUUUUUUGAAAUAAAACUCUUGUUUACACAUGGAUGGUGAUGUUAAUAUAUUUAAGAAUUUUACGGUAUACAAUAUGGAUGUUGCCAAACUUUGGUAAAUGUACACAUAUUAUGAGCGGUAAUCCAAAUGAACUGAACUACAUGUAACUUUUUUUGUAUUUUACCCGGGUCAGCGAGAUGCUUCGAUUCCAGUAAAAGUUGCAUAUCUGAUCCUGUCUCAAACUGCCACACACUGUACUCAGCUUAAAGGGGAAAUUUGAUUUUUUUCUUUCUUUUUUUUUUUUUCUUCUUUUGUAUAUAAGUAUUUGUUAAAUGCAGUUCUGGCUCUCUGUUCUCUGUAUAGUUCAGACCGCGCUUUAGUUUGUAAGUGCUACUUUUUCUCUGAGGGAAUUGGGUUCUUUUUAGUUUGCUUGGGAAUAUCUGAAAAGAUUUACGUUUGAGAACCUUUUUUCUGCAUGCUGCAUAUUAUGCUGUGGGACUGUUGGAAACUUGAUACUGUAUGAAAAUGAAAUAAAAUUUAAAUAAACUUUGAAAUGUUGAAAGUAA